Molecule: messenger RNA, 4060 nt
Organism: Salpingoeca rosetta
Lineage: Eukaryota; Choanoflagellata; Craspedida; Salpingoecidae
Exons: 31
Coding region: 42-3878 (1278 amino acids)
Biological process (GO): RNA processing; regulatory ncRNA-mediated post-transcriptional gene silencing; negative regulation of RNA catabolic process
Cellular component (GO): catalytic step 2 spliceosome
Molecular function (GO): protein binding
Source: RefSeq, a predicted model, not a curated record
GAAGCCGCAAACAAGCAAAGCAGAGGAGAAAGCAGAGAAAGAUGUUUGCUGCGUUUGCUGGCGGUGGUGGUGGUCGUGAUGAUGACAAUGGUAGUGGUGGUGAUGAGACGCGCAGAACUGCGGGGAGGGAAGGUGAGCAGACCUUGGAUGAUGCAUCACAGCAACAAGGCCAGCUGCAGCAACACCCACUCGAAGUCCAACGAGCGCAGUCGGUCGCGGCGCAGUGGGAGAAUGCCACGUCGUUCCGGCCGCCUUCAUCCAGAUCCAUGUCGUCCUCGUCCGCAUCUUCCUCAAGCAGUGACGACAACGACCACGACGACGACGACGACGGCCGUGACGUGCACGGCGACAGGCCACUGAAGCGGGCAAAGCAAACGUCUCGAGCUGAAGCAGAGCGAAGCAAGCCGAAGAAGGCAACGCAGAGGAAACACAAGAAAGAAAAGAAGGAGAGAAAGGCAAGGAAGAAGGAGAAGCGGAAGAAGAAGAAAGACAAGGAGCACGAAAAGCGCAGUAGACGCAGCGAGAGGAGGCACGGUGAUGACGAUGGCGAUGGUGAUGGCGGGGCUACUGCUGCCUACAUCCGGAGUCAAAGCAGGCCCACCCAACAGAUGUCAGCACACCAGCCCACGUUAGCACAUCGCACGGCAGCCGCAUCACGUGCCACCGAUGACCUCUGGCGUAUUGACGUCCGUGGUGACAAGGACAACAUCACAUACGACAGCAUCUACAAGAAGGACAUCAGCGCGUAUUGGCGGGCGGGGCGUGGUGCUGUUGUCGGCCUCUCGUCUCCGCUCUGGAUUGACGAUGGCCGCAGCAAGGGCAGACCACCGCGCCAUCUCCACUUUCGACGCAUCCACGACUUUCGAUUCGCCUCAAAGCUCAAGGACGCAGAGGCAAAGGUGACCUACAUCACGCCGUCCGCACCAGAACCGCAAUCAGCACCGUCUUCUUCAGCAAAGCAGCAUCCGCUAUUUGUGGAAUUGCGGUCGUUUGUUCCGCUGGAGGAUCCUGGCGAACAUAGCGACGCAGAGGGCGGUGUCGCACACGUGUCCAAGCACGGCACCCACGACGACAACGAUGAUGAUGAUGGUGAUGGUGAUGGUGAUACGAAGGGGGAGACGAAGGAGGCGUAUGUUCGGCGCCGGACAAAAGAGUUCAACGCCGCCCUUCGCCGCCAUCCUGAGGACACCACCAUGUGGCGCACAUACAUCGACUUCCAGGAUGACGUGUUUGCGGUUGAGGCAGGCCACUCGCGUAAGGCCGUGGCGCUGCUCAUAGACCGCAAACUUGCUCUCUACGACGAAGCCCUCAAGCACAACCCGCACGACGAGGAUCUCUUCAUCGGAUACUUGGAGCUCUGCGCACAGAAGAUGACGCCGGAUGACUUGGAGGCGAAAUGGACGAGAACCCUUUUCCUCCAUCCAAAUAAACACCGUCUCUGGCAGCGCUACCUCGCGCACAGCACUGCGCUCCUGGCCCGGUUCACGGUUUCGUCCUGCCAAUCCAAGUUCCACAAGUGCAUUGAAACGCUCGACGGUCUCAAGGAGGGAUCGUUUGCAACGCAUCACCUCGACAAAGAUGUGGCUGAAGAAACGCUGCUGGAUGUCGUUUUUGAGUCCUGCCACUUCCAAGCCAAGGCUGGAUGCAUGGAGCGCGCCAUCGCGUGCUUGCAGGCACUCGUCGAAUUUAACCUCUUCAUGCCAUCAAGGGUGCGGUCACCGCGGGAGGCGACGGGAUUUCUCGAGUCGUUCUGGGAAUCAAACGCCCCUCGAUUCGGUGAUCCAGGCGCGAGAGGCGUUGGCCAUUUCAUUGAUCAGAAGCGUGCGCGCACCGAUGUUCCUUCACUUCAGCAGCACCAUCCGCCCACCACCCCGCCAGAGUUGAAAGGCGUGACGACGUGGGAGCGAUGGCUGGAAGUUGAAACAUUCCGCGAACAGCAGCAUUGGCUGCCUUGGCGACCCAACGAGGAGGAAGGAGAGGAGGAGGAGGACUGUGAGGAUCCAGACCGUUGCGUCAUCUUUGACGACGUCGCCGGACAUUUAUUCCGCCUCUCCACCCCCGAAUUGAAGACGGAUCUCGUGCUGGGGUUCGUCGACUUUCUCGGUGCGAACGUGCGCGCGCGUGUGUCAUCGAACAGCAUCUUCCACCUCAACGCCGUCAGCAGCGCCGUGUCCAUGCCAGACACCUUCACGCCCCUCAUACAACACCUCGCCGGACUGAAGAGCCAGCGGGAGGAGUCGCUGCUGUCGUGGAGCAAGCGCGACCCAGGUCCAUAUCUCUACAACGAGCAGUUUGUGCUCAGACAGCGAAACGCAGAGUACAUGCCCGCACGCGCACGCGUCAGCGGCCUGGCGAUUGGAGAGGCUGUGGAUGUUUGGGGAUCCCUGCUCGACACGUCAACGAGCGAAGAUUCGCUGCCGCGGCCAAUUGUCAACCGCGGGUUGUUUGGAUGGCACGUCAAGCCACGCAUCACAGACCCGCACCGCAUCGCCCUCAUCAGAAACGUGUUUGAGCAAGCAAUAGCGGCCACGCGGGACCCGCGGGAGCUGCAGCUGUCGUAUGCAGAGUUUCUCGAGCAAGUUUCCCCAAAGGAUGCGCGCACAUAUCUCAAGGGCCUGCUCAAGGAGAACAGGGAGGACGUGUCGCUGUUUGUGUUUUUUGCACAGCUUGAGAAUCGCAACAAGAAACCAGAGAGCGCUACAAAGGUGUUCCGAAGCACGCUGCAGUUUGUGACGCGGGGAAUGCAGGAAGGAAAGACGGAUGUGGACCACCGCUUUGUGCGCUUCUUCAGCGAACACCUCCUCAACAACAACAAUUUGGGCGAGGCACGGGAGUUGGUCGUGCACUAUUUCCUGAAUUCGCUGUCGAAGGUGACGUUCGCAUCGUCAUCAUCAUCGUCAUCGUCAUCAUCAUCAUCACCACCGCCGCCGACACUCGUGGCUCGCGCCGCAAAUGCGUGCGAUGACAUCACGAAAUCGCUCUGGACCAGAUCGCAAUCUGGGGACCGGUUUGUGUUUGACCGCGCGCUGCUGUGUGUGCACUUUGCGCUGCUGUUUCGAGAUGCGGAUGCGAUCACGGCCACUAUGGACGCUGUUCUGGCUGUCUUUGAUGACGAGAGCCAUCCCCACCACCUCCGAUACCCGCAUGAGAUUCUCUACGCCGCAUGCUAUCAACUGCUUGAAGUGCACGCGCGCCAGGAGCGGACAGCGCCAGUUGUCUUCCGUCGCCUCCUCGAACGAGCGCUCAAACGAUUCCCGUACAAUCCGGAAUUUCUCUCCGCUUAUAUCGCCCUCGAGGCCCAGUUCCGCGUGUCUGGUCGCGUUCGCGCGCUCUUCCAGCGAUUGACACACGCGCAGCGGGAGGCGCCGGCUGUUGUCUGGCUGCUCGCCAUCAUCACCGAGAUUGCUCAGCCAGCAGGCGCGUCCGCCCAUCGAGUGAAGUCGCUCCUCAUCGAAGCAACAAAGACGCAGGCAAAACACUGCGCGCUCAUCUGGCGCAUGUACAUGGAGUUUAUCCGCGCGCAAUCGGGACUGGACGGUUUGAAACUCAGCGAAGACAUCUUCUACCAAUCGCUGCAGGCGUGCCCUGGCGUGAAGCAGCUGUACUUGGAUGCGGCGAAACACAAUCCGCGCCAGCUGCAGCGUGUCCUCGACAUUAUGCAGGAGAAGGAGCUGCACAUGCGCACGCCGAUGCAAGAGCUGGAGAUCAUUGAGGAGGAGGAGCGAGAGAAGCAACUCGUGUCACAUCACCAGCAUGGUGGUCGAGAUGAAGAUGUGUCGACAGGAACAGCGCAGCCAUCACACGCAGCAACUGCAACUGCAACUGCUGCUGCUGCUGCACACACAUCACACUUGCCCGCUUAUGAUGAUGGGGAUUGACGCACGCGCAUGCAACCAGUGUUUGUGGCGUCGGGCCAUGUGGGUUCUUCAUGCACACACACACACACACAUUUGCUCGCACGCGUACGUCUUGUGUGUGCUUGUGUCGAUUGAUGUUGUAUUGAGAGGCAAGCAAUCUCUCGAACAUUUUGAUGAGUAACUGCAAUUAAACAGACCCCGCC